UUCACCUUUGAAGAGAGGACUUCAAUGUAUCAGUUGCGGCUGGAGAGGCAGAGAGUGGAUGGGAAGGUUUGUGCCUGGGAUGAGCGGGAGAGAUACUUCCAGGGGUCUUCCAGCCCCAUAUUCACCAAACUCCCUGUGGGAGCCUAAGAACCCCAAUCUUAACAUGUGAGGGAGCUUUAAAUAGGGCUAGCUAUAAAACCCUUUCGGCUGUUUGGAAAAAAAGGGGGGGGGAUUCAGACAAGUUUCUUUAAAUAAAGUCAGCUCCUGGUCUUUUGUCCCCCCUCUCAGAUGUUAUUUGUUGCACAGGCCCAUUCUGCUUUAGUCACUUACUGCCUAUCACUGGAGAUUCACUUACUGGAGUGAAAGUCAUGGACGUUCUUAGAUGAUGGAAUGUUCUGCACUUCUUCUGCACUUUUGAUUCUUGUAGGAAUCAAAUCCUAAUGAAAUCUUGGGGGCCAAAUGCAGGUUUCAGAGCUACAUACACUGUCAUGUAGCACCUCUGUUUUUCCAGCACCUACACUGGAAACCAGGUAAGUUUUGUGAGGCUUUGCAAAUAAGUGCACACCCACUUUGGUCACAAAGUCCAUAGUUUGUGAGCAGUCUCUGUAAGAAGUCAUAGUUUCUUUGUUUUGUUUUGAAAAAAGUCAACUUGUGUACACGGCUGAGUGAGCAAAAAUUGGAGGCAUUUGGAGCAAUUAAGUGAAUAUAUAUGAUUGUUUGUUUGUUUGUUUAUUCAUUUUGGGGAAAACACUGUGAAUGACCUUCAAAUAUUUUGAUGGAGUACAUCUAAAGAUCUGUACUUUCUUGGGGGACAGUGGCAGAAGGAUGUUUUUGUACACGCGUGAAAGAAGCCUUAGCACUUGAGUGUGUCUCUGGCCAGUGCAUUGAAAUAGUGACUGUGUGUCAUUAGAGAAUCCCAACUUCUGAUUGGCCAGCAAACAGAAACCACACUUGAAAAUUUCUAGUUACAGAUUGGCUGCUUCAUGUUACCAUUUAGAUUUGCAUUUCUGUGCCAGAAAUAAUUGGUACGUACAUUAUAAUUCCAUGGCUGAAAUUUGCCACUGUUGGCACAAAUAUGUCUUCCCUCCCUGUUAAUGCUGCUGUAGAUGAACUUAGCAAAAAAACGGAUCUCAGGUAACAGCCCAACUUCUACUCCCCAAAGUGUAGCUUCUGCCUGCCCAUAAGUUUUGAAAUGUCACCGCAAGGCUCAGAUGUCAAGUGUUGCCUGAGCAACGGCUGCCCUAUUCAGCUAGCCUGCCAAUGCCAAAUGCCAAAAGACAAUGCACCUUUGAGAGCCAAAGGAGCAUGCCUGACACUGCUUCUAAGACACCAGGAGCCAUGGUUGUCAACAAACAGCUUUGUUUGCCCAGAACUGCCUCAUGGUUGAUGCAGAGUGUAACAUUAUAUGGAUAGAUUUCUAUGAUUUAUUCAAAGCUCCCCAAGCUCCAUCUCCCAGAAUCAGGUUUUUAGAAGUCAGGCCACUAUGUCAAGGUUUAAAGCAGGCACCUCAGGAAAGGGACAUUCUGAGAAGGACACCGAGAUGUGGGAGAAGCAGGAAGCAUCACCAUCUGAGGAAGGGAGAACAAACUUACUUGAUCAGCUCCUCCAUGAAAAAGUGCACAGUGGCACAAAGGAAACAAAAUCUCUUCUCCACCGGCUGAUUUUCUUGGCCAAGAUCUCACCAGAGCUGGCUGACAAAAGGGAUUUAGCUGAGUACUGGGAACAACUGUUUGCGAGUCUUCAGCGCUCCUAUUACCAGAGCGAGGGGGUCACAGGCCUACUGCUGCUCUACCCCACAUAUGUUGUACACAUGCUGGAGUCAUCCAGUGAUGUGCUUUAUGCUGUCCUGCGAGACCUGAGGGACAUGGAGCAGCAGCAGAGAGUGUUAGUCCUGGACGCCAAGGUCCUUGUCAUGUCCCACAAUCUCCCCUCCCGGCUCUUCCAGCAGUGGAACUACAAAGUGCUGAAUGUGCCUGAGAGAUACCAGGAGUACGAUGCAGCCCGAGAAGAGCCGGCGGAGGCUAUCAUCUGUGAGUGCCUCACCACGCUCCUGAAACUUGGCAAGCAUCUGCAGAGGUACCCCAAGAAGCCCAAGAACCUUGAAGACACCAUCCUGGAGAAGGUCCCAGAGUUCAUUGUCCCCCAAGAUACCAUCUGCCACCUGCUGGAAUGCCAAGAGUUACUGAGUGCAGCUCAGUACCUGCAACUUUAUGACUCCCCUGUGAACAUUCUGAUGGACUCAGGGCUUGUGUUUCGAAGCGAUGAUCCCACAUCAGUUUAAGUUCUUCAUGCACAGCAUAAAGGUACAGUACAGCAAAUUGUAUGCUUCCCACUGCAUGCAGGUACUUGCAUGAUGCUUCCCAGCGCAUGAGUAUAGUCACAGGCCACUUGUUGCUAGACCAGACUAACACCACCUGCUUCAUACAGGAACAACUUUUAGCCACCUGUCACAUUAACAUCGCUACCUGCUGCUAUAGAAGCAAUCGCUUUUGAAUUCCACUGCUCUGCAUAGUAUUAAUCACAUUGCAAUAAGCACAGGUUUGUGUGAACAUGCAACACCGUAUCCCUGGUAUAGAGAUUCCUCUUCCAAUCCCAACACAAAGCUGCCAAUCCACUUUUGGACCACAUUGGAGGAAAGCUAUGGAGAUAGCAGUUUGAUUAUGAAGAUUAGCUUAUUUUAGAGAUGGGAACUCCUCCAUUAUGUGUUUCUCCUCCUCAGAAGGCCCCAGUGCAAUGCCAGUUUAAUGCUUGUUCCUUCCCACACUCCUUAUGACGCUUAUCAGAUGCUUCAACACCAGUGAUGUUUUCUCAGUCUCCCUCCUCCUUUGGCCAGCUAGCCUGAUGAAAAGUUCUGGAGAGCUCAAAAGCUUGCAUACAACAUUUUCUUUUUUUUUGACAUCUUGGUUGGCCUAAUACGAACUUUGGGAUUUUUUCUUAACACCAUUGCAGAUACCUUAACAUCUUUAAGAUUGCUUCACUAAAUGAAUAAGGGGAAGUUGAUCUCCAGCCGUUGUUGGACUUCACCUCCCCUUCUCCCUGAUCAUUGGGCUAGCUGGGCUGAUGAGAGUUGGGAGGCCAAUGACAUUUGGGGUUUCACAGCUUCUCCACCACUACACAAAAUGCUGUGGAUCAAAUGUGGUUGCUAGUGAGUUGUCUUGCUGGAGGAACAGCAGUGUUUCAAGCUCAUAAUGAUCCCUGGAAAAGCUCUGAAAGCAGCAUUCAUCACAAGGUGCAUGCUCUUGAAAAGUAUCUGGGUAAACUGGGAAGACAGACCAAGCUCUCUUGGCUAUACAGGAUGCUCUCUCUUUGUUUGUUUUAAAAAUUAAGGACCUGACUCUUGCCAUUAAUUCUCUUACUGUGUUCACACAAACUGCUAUUCUAAGGGGCUAAGGUCACACUGCAUCACUCACUCUCCUUGUGGAAGUAUAUUGUGUCAAAAUUCAUGUAUGUUUGUUGAUAAAAGCUGUUGUCGCCCGAGAAAUACAGAAACAAGAACCACCAAGAUGCAUACCUGUUGUGCUCCAAGCAGCUGUACUUUGAGCGGCAUCCAUCCUGUGCUUCCAUCAAAGCUAGAGGAUAAUCUCGUAUUGCAGCUUACACGUUUGCAUUCUUAAAACAAAGUACGGCACGGAUGCAAGCUUACUGUGGGCUAGCGCCUACAGAAGUGUCCAACGCUGUUCCCUUUUGUAUGUUAGGGCCAUCUAAGUGCACAUGGCCUUCUCUGUCGAGUGCAUAGGUGCAUCAGCCACAAACGCACCUUCCUAUAUGGCUGGAUCAUUGCUUUUCUGUUUGCUUGAAUUUGUAAGCCGCUUUGAGCAGCUCCUUUGUGAAGGGAACAAGUGAAGCAUAAGCCGGCGCUUGUUCUUUUAUUGAGUCAUAACCCUGUCUUGCCAACCUUGUCUAGCAUAAAUCUCCAGCACCUUGGGAUGGUUCUAACACUCCACUUCUUCUGUCUCCAAAACAGAGACAUCAUGGCCUUUGGCAGAACGGUUAAAACUGCAUCUUGAAUGGGCUGCUGCAAAGGGAACCCACUUUCAAUAAGGAAAAAAGGCUCAGGACAAAAUGUAUUGCAUUUGGAGCAGAGUGGUAGUAGCAGGAAAUCAAGACUGAAUACCUUAAGAUUUGAUUGAGAAUUCAACAGCAAAGGAGGUGUUUUAAAGUGAUCACUGGGAAGCAGGGGUAGGAUGAAAGGAGACGCAGUUGAGCCAUUUUUUAUCUCACUUGUUGUUUUAGUUCACCGUUUGUUGAAAGUAUUGAAAAUCUCUAGCGUUGCUCUGGAAUCUUAGGCAUUCCUUCAAUUCAGAACCAGCAUCUAAAUGGCAAUGUUUUCAAAAUAAAGCAUGAUCUCACUUA
This is a messenger RNA of Zootoca vivipara (common lizard), 4353 nucleotides long. The record is from RefSeq and is a predicted model, not a curated record. NCBI's taxonomy places the organism in Eukaryota, Metazoa, Chordata, Lepidosauria, Squamata, Lacertidae.